CAGUCACAUUGAUCAGACCACCACAUGGCAGGAUCCUCGCAAGGCCCUGCUCCAGAUGAACCAGGCUGCACCACCCAGUUCUGUGCCAGUCCAGCAACAGAACAUUAUGAACCCAGCCAGUGGUCCUCUCCCUGAGGCCUGGGAACAAGCUAUUACAUCAGAGGGAGAAAUUUACUACAUCAACCACAAGAACAAGACCACAUCCUGGCUUGACCCACGACUUGACCCGCGCUUUGGCCUGAACCAGCAGAGGAUCUCCCAGAGUGCUCCAGUGAAGCAGGGAGGCCCGCUUCCUCCCGGAAUCAUGGGAGGCAACAACCAGAUGAGACUGCAGCAGAUCGAGAAGGAAAGGCUGAGACUGAAGCAACAGGAGCUGCUUCGGCAGAGACCACAGGAGCUCGCUAUAAGGAAUCAGCUGCCCAUCAGUAUGGAUCAAGACGGUAUCACAAACCCUGUGUCCUCCCCCAUGGCCCAGGAUGCCCGCACCAUGACCGCCAACAGCUCUGACCCAUUCCUUAACAGCGGGACCUACCACUCCAGGGACGAGAGCACAGACAGCGGCUUGAGUAUGAGCAGCUACAGCGUCCCUCGCACUCCAGACGACUUCCUCAACAGCGUGGAUGAGAUGGACACAGGGGACCCUCUACCACCCUCCAUGGCAACACAGCCCAGCCGCUUCCCCGACUAUCUGGACGCCAUCCCGGGAACAGACGUGGACCUGGGCACCCUGGAGAGUGAGAGCAUGGCGGUGGAGGGCGAGGAGCUGAUGCCCAGUCUCCAGGAGGCCCUGAGCUCUGACAUCCUCAAUGACAUGGAGACAGUGCUGGCAGCUACCAAGAUUGACAAGGAGAGCUUCCUCACGUGGUUAUAAAAGAUCCGAGCAGGGCGCUCCUAACUCCUCUCCUCACACUCUGAACUGCUGCCUGCUCUGAUCUGUGAAGGAGUCUUAGAUGCUUUUACAAGACAUUUCAGCGAGCCUCUCUGGACUUCUGUCUCGGCGUGUAAGGCCAACCUCUUUUGAGGCAGUGUUGUUAUUUUCUUUUCACUGGUGUGUUAUCUCUUUAUUUUGUCUGUGUCUUCAAGGCUGGCCCAUGAACAGACAAUUACGCAAGGGUCCCCAAAAAUCAUUCACAGAUCUGUCAGUGAAUCUAGGGCAUCUGUACCUAGAACAGGGGUCGCUCCUUCCCCCUUGUCCCGCGCCCUCCCUCAUAGCUGAGCUGGGCAGGUGCAUGUACUCUUCUGCAAGGACUGCCAUCAUCAGAUAUCACCUGGACUCUCUGGUGCCUCUUUUUCUUGCAAUAUAGCGUGAAGCAGCACUACGUAACUGUGUUUGGGACUAUUGCAUCUAGCUUAAGUCGCUUUAUAUUUGGCCUUGUACAUUUUUAUUCUUUUGUUUGUUUGUUUUCAACGAGCCUGAGAAACCAAAAAUGAUGUAUUUGACACAUAUAGAACAAUACUGAUUUGGAGUAAAGGUAAUGUGAGGCCCAGUUUGGACAUAUUGGCUUUGCGUGGGGGUGGGGGUGGGGGUGUUGGAGCUUGGGGACCGACUACAUUGCUGCUUGGCUGUGCCAGCAAGUCUAAGUUAAACCUUUGAUAGAUCAAGUGCCUUCAGUUGUAUUUUUUGAGACGCGAACAACACGAACAAUUACUAAGUUUCUGUAAUGCAGCAAAAAGCAUUAGGCUGUAUUCAUUUACAUCAACCACACUUUCCUCUAUCUAAUGUUCAAUAAUCAGAAAUGUAUUUUUGUUUUAUAAACACAUUAUAAGGGGAUUUAGGGAUUUCUGUUUGUUUUUUAAACCCUAGCUUCUAAGUAUCUCAGUCUUAUCCAAGCCUAAUUCAUGAUUCAUUCUUUGUUUUAUCUUUUUAGUAUUCUUUUUAUUUUUUAGGUUACAUAUGUAUGAUAGCUUAGAUCAAAAUGGCAUUUUGCUUCUUGUUUUUAAUUUUUUUCGUAGAUGAAUUAAUCCAUUUUUAACAGGGUCGACUGUUAUCACAGCACGCCGAAGUCUGCCAAGACACCGAAUGAUUCAGUGUUGGUUGUUUUUUUAACCAUUUAGCUGAUUCUCUAAUUUACUAUAUACGUAUUAGUGUUUUUGUUUAUUUGUUGAUCACAUGCAGCUUUUACUAUCUUUCUGAGACAUUAACCAAAAAAAGGCAGAUCUCUUGGCUAAACAGAAACUACAGCUCUUUGAUCAAUUAAAUCUUGUGACACUGUACAGUAUACAAGAGUUAAAAUGUAUAAAACAGUCUUCCUAAGGAGGGAGCGGAGCCCCUCUGUGCGACGCUGUGUGUUGAAAUGAGGGGUUUAUAGACUACAGCUAGUACAAGUUUAAGCAGGUUUGAAAGUCAUGUCGAGAGGGUAGUGUAGAAGGCCAGGGUUUGACUGACGGCGGUGAGUUACGCGGAUUGUUGAUUUUUUUUUUUUGUGAAAUAAUUAAGAAACAAUCAGUUUUUAUCUCAGUCAGGAAUUGUUGUGGCAGAUUCCAAAGAUGUUAUUGUAAUGACGCUAACACUUAUUUUUGCUUCCAUUUUCACACAGUCCAGAAACGGUAUGAUUUGUAAAUCAGCCUCUGUAUGAACACACUGUAUAAGCUAAUGAGAAAAUGAUGUAGGUUUAAAGUGUUAAUGGACAUGUCUGAAUAGGUCUAGCUGAGAGAUUCUUUAAAAAAAAUUUUUUUUUUUAGACAAGAUGGUUUUGAGUGACUAACCCCGACAUUUAAAGAUGAGGUUUCAGAACUGAGAAGCAAGUGAUUCUUUAAGCGCUCACAUGUUUACAAUAUGACUAAAUAAGAAACUGCUACAGCUGUAGUGGAAAUGACACACCAACAAUUCUCUCAUAAUCACAAUAUUUUUGAUGUUUACACCACGGCUAUAUCUCUGCAUGACUGCAGUAACCUUUGAAUGAUCAGCCUGCCGUACAUGCCUUUGGUUGAAGCCUCGCAGGGUGUCACACUGAUUCUAAUGCCAACCAAUACUUAAUUGGUGGCAUUAACUUGAUGGAACAAUAUUGUUUUUUGAACAAUGAACAAUUUUUUAAAAUUCUGUGUGAGAAACCUCUUUUUAGUUUUGAUUUUACUGAUCAUUAAAUCAUGUGUUGAUGAUGUUUUUCAAGAUGGAUAAACAGUGUUGGUGAGAACAAUGCAACUAAAAUGAGUGGUACACUACAGUGCUUGUAUUGCACGGCUACAGAGUUUUCAUUUUGAUGCAAUGACGCAUUUUGUCACACAAACCUGAUUUUAUGCUUACCUAGUGUGUAAUUGUCAGAGCAUAUUAGCUGUUGACUGUCAUUGUAGCAGUAGAACUAAUCACACACGUUAAAGGAUUUUGUAUUUAGAGUUUUCUAAAUGCACAUGAAAUGAAUUUAUAUUCAGUAUGAUCUGUUCAUUUUUUUGAUAGAUAUGUGCAUGUGUUUUAGAAAAAUAAAUUCUGUUACAUUAUAUCUUGCUUCAUAUGAUACUUUGAAAUUGGCCUGAAAUAAAGUAUAUACUUUGUGGUAAUAUUUUACUUGAG
Molecule: messenger RNA, 3508 nt
Organism: Cottoperca gobio
Lineage: Eukaryota; Metazoa; Chordata; Actinopteri; Perciformes; Bovichtidae
Gene: yap1
Product: Yes1 associated transcriptional regulator
Exons: 6
Coding region: 56-871 (271 amino acids)
Biological process (GO): hippo signaling; positive regulation of transcription by RNA polymerase II
Cellular component (GO): nucleus; cytoplasm
Molecular function (GO): protein binding; transcription coactivator activity
Source: RefSeq, a predicted model, not a curated record